AUGUAUCCACUAAGGCACCAAAGAGAAGCGCUUGACUUCAUCUCACAACGAGAAGCACCACAUACGUCUGAGCCUUUCUCGUUGUUCAGACGAUGUAUCGACCCUCGGAAUCGCACAUAUUACGAACAUUCUGUUGCUGGUUGCCGAAGACCAGAAAAACAACCCGAAGACUUUGGAGGGUUGAUCGCCGACGAGAUGGGCCUAGGUAAAACUCUAACAAUGAUCACUGCUAUUGCGACAACAACAGAACAAGCACGUCAGUUUCAAUAUGGUAAUUCUAGGGGCGUAGAAAUGCUAGGCACGAUGAAGAGGACACGGGCUACCCUUGUCAUAUGUCCCGCUGUCCUGCUCAUGGAUGGCUGGCUGGAGGAAGUUUCCAAACAUGUUGCUCCUGGGUUUCUUAAGUGCUCCAAAUAUCACGGCGCUUCUAAAGCCUCUGAGACGGAAAUACUUGACUCAGAUAUAGUUUUGACGACAUACGCUACUCUUAUAACAGAUUCAAGUCGAAAUAGCAUCCUUCAUAGAAUUCAUUGGUUUCGAAUUAUUAUCGACGAAGCUCACUCCAUUCGGCAUCAGCAGACUAAACAGUUCCGCGCCGUAGUGGCCCUUUCAGCCAAGUACCGGUGGUGUCUUACGGGAACACCUAUCCAGAAUGAACUCAAUGAUUUAGGUGCCUUGGUCCGUUUCCUCCGUGUGCCGCAUUUGGAGGGGUUAUCCGACUUUUAUAGCCAUAUUGCCGGACCCGUCGAAAAGCGUAACGCGGAAGGGCUUCAGAGGCUGGGAAACCUUCUGCGGUACCACCGACAAGCCAUCGAUCUAGCAAUUGAGAGAGGAAAUCUCUCAGAUGCCUCUAGCGGUCUAUUCCGUGCUAUUUUACGACUUCGCCUCUUUUGCAACUCUGGUCUCUGUGUUGACUCAGACCUGAUUGGUUCCAACAAAGAUGAAAGUCUCUCACUGCUCGAACAGGGCGACCGAGCAGUGUGCUCGUACUGCUCAUGUGAUGUAAACUCGGUUGGUGAUCGGGGACCAGCUGGCUUUGGCGCGAUUUUAAGCUGCUCGCACCUUCUUUGCCCAGACAUUAUUUUCUCUUCAUGGAAGAAGUCUAUUAAACUUGCUGCGUCAUAUCUUGCAGCCCACAACGUUCCCGUCUGUGUCGUCGAUGGCUCAAUGACGCUUCCUGAACGUCGCUCCAAGAUCCUGCAAUUCCAGCAAGAUUCCAGAGUUCCCGCGCUCCUCAUGACACUUGGAACCGGAGCAGUUGGCUUGAACCUUACAGUGGCCAAUCGCGUCCAUAUCCUUGAGCCGCAAUGGAACCCUUUCAUUGAGAAACAGGCAAUUGGGCGAGUCAUGAGGCUGGGCCAAAAAAAGGAAGUCACAAUCGUGCGAUAUGUAGUCGAGAAUACCGUAGAGCAGGUAUGUGUGUGA
Messenger RNA from Lindgomyces ingoldianus, 1425 nucleotides. RefSeq lists its product as uncharacterized. NCBI's taxonomy places the organism in Eukaryota, Fungi, Ascomycota, Dothideomycetes, Pleosporales, Lindgomycetaceae. Gene Ontology annotation, molecular function: ATP-dependent chromatin remodeler activity; ATP binding. The coding region runs from base 1 to 1425 and encodes 474 amino acids. The record is from RefSeq and is a predicted model, not a curated record. The transcript is spliced from 7 exons.